UCUAAAGGUUUAAUGAAGCAGCCACACUUGCUGCGUGAGGAAAAAUAUUAGUGAUAUCAGACAUCCCAAAUUGCAGCUCAGCGCUGACAAGAUGCCUGUCUGAACAACAGACGCCCGUGACAAGAAGCAGACCCGUGGCGCAGGCGUCAUGCGCUGCUCACGCAGCCAGUGUUGCCCGGGCAUAAUGAGGAUUUCAGACUAAACUCCUGUGUCCAGGACAUAGACUGUGGUCCAGCACUUAAUUUCAGCUCUGUUUUAAACCUACCCUGGAGAGACACAAAAUUAUCGGAAGCAAGAACACGGAUUUACGGACUGUUACUACAACCUUUUGGUCUGAAACUGGGCAGCCAUGGGAGCUGUUCUGGGAGCCUUGACAUUCGCCAGUUGUGUGCCAUGCCUGUGCAGCAGUGCAACAUGUCUGAUGUGCAGCUGCUGCCCAAGCAGUAGAAACUCCACUGUUACCAGAGUCAUCUAUGCCUUCAUCUUGCUGCUGGGGACCAUUGUCGCUUGCAUCAUGCUGUCCCCGGGAGUGGGCGAGCAGCUCAGAAGGAUCCCAGGCUUCUGUGAAGAUGGGGCAGGUUCUUCUAUCCCCAGCCUACAGGCUAAUGUCAACUGUGAAAUGUUUGUGGGCUACAAGGCAGUGUACCGUGUCUGCUUUGGCAUGAGUAUGUGGUUCCUGGGAUUUUCUUCUCUAAUGAUCAAUAUCAAGAACAGCAGAGACCCCCGUGCUGCCAUCCAUAAUGGAUUUUGGUUCUUUAAGUUUGCUGCCUUGGUAGCAGUUACAGUGGCUGCCUUUUACAUUCCAGAUGGGCCUUUUACCUACAUGUGGUUUGUGGUGGGCUCCGGUGGAGCUUUCUUUUUCAUUUUGAUCCAGCUCGUGCUGCUGGUGGAUUUUGCCCACUCCUGGAAUGAGUCCUGGGUAGACAAGAUGGAGAACGGCAACUCCAGGGUCUGGUAUGCAGCUUUGUUGGUGGUUACAGCGUUCAACUACAUCCUGUCAUUUACUGCCGCCAUAAUAUUCUUCAUCUUCUACACCAAGCCUGAUGGAUGCUUCAUCAACAAGUUCUUCAUCAGCUUCAACAUGUUGUUCUGCAUUGUGGCAUCUGUUGUCUCUGUUUUUCCCAAAGUACAGGAAUCUCAGCCACGUUCAGGUCUUCUACAGUCCUCCAUCAUCACCCUGUACACCAUGUUUCUGACCUGGUCUGCAAUGACCAAUGAACCUGACAGAGUAUGUAACCCCAGCCUGCUGAGUAUCUUUCAGCAGAUCACAACCCCCACGCUAGCCCCUCUUGAGAUAGAGAACCAGACGGCCGUGGUGAUCAUUGGCACAGAGGAACCUGUCCUAUCAUCUCCAUACCUGCAAUGGUGGGAUGCCCAGAGCAUUGUGGGGCUUGUCAUAUUUGUCCUGUGCAUCCUCUACUCCAGCAUUCGUUCAUCCAGCACCAGUCAGGUGAACAAGCUGACCAUGGCCUCCAAAGACUCAGCCAUUCUGGCUGAGGGUGGCAGCAGCCCUGACCUAUCAGAGGAGUCAACAGGACCCAGGCGGGUGGAGGACAAUGAGCGGGACAUGGUUCAGUACAGCUACUCCUUCUUCCAUUUCAUGCUCUUCCUGGCCUCACUGUACAUCAUGAUGACCCUUACCAACUGGUAUAGCCCUGACGCAGACUACACCAUAACUAGCAAGUGGCCAGCAGUGUGGGUGAAGAUCACCUCCAGCUGGGUAUGUUUGGCCCUGUACAUCUGGACCCUGGUAGCCCCCAUGAUCCUCACAAACCGAGACUUCAGUUGAUCGACCAUUCUCUCUCACUCCACUUAAUCUUGCACAAAGUUGCGGUCAAACUCCAGCUAAAUAUUACAAUCAGAAUGAAAACAAAACAUGGUAUGGUUCACAGAUGAUAUAACAACUGUGUAGGUACAUGUAUAAUAUAUGUCAUAUAUGCCAAUCACAUAUUUUGUGUUGAGGCUCUUAACACAACAAAUAUUAUUCAGAAUUAAAAUCAAAUAUGAUAUCUACUUUAUACAUUCAAAGUAUAUCAUUUAUUUUAGUAUUACAACUCUCCUCAUUCAUUACUGUAGUAAAUACUGAGAGUUGCUUUGUGAAUUGCAUACAGUUGUACGCUGAUAUACUUUGCUGCUACGCCCUCCAAUGCCUUGUAUGUCUGUAAAAGGAUGGAGAUUUGGGAAUAUGUUGAGAGUAAUCUUAAGUACAUCAGUGUAUUAAACCAUGGUGGAUAAACAUGACAAAUAUCUGCAAUAUGACUUGAAGUCAGUUUAAGUUUCUGCCAAAUAUUAAUGGUCAAUGUAAAACAUGUAAAGGUGUCUUUAAGAUGUUGUGGUUACAUUUCAGUAUGUAACAUGAACCCAUGCACGACGGAACUGCACUGACAGUCACAUAGUCUUUUCUUAAUGAAACAUGUAUUUUGUUAAAUGGUUAAUGUUUGUGUAUCAAACCAGAUUUACAUGAAACACAAACACUGGCCAAAUGAUGUUUGAUUUACUGUAAUUGCCAUGUGAUAAGCUCAACGUCAGUACUGCUUCAGUUUCUGUUUCAUUUUUGGGAAGAUUUGUCUUGCUUUUACAUUUAUUUUCACAAUAGCAAUUUUAUUUACACAACUCACCUGGCACAUGCACACAUAGACAUCAAAGGGGGCUUGAGCCCCUUCCCUUUUUCAUCCUAGAGAUAAAGUGCCCUUUUUCUAGGGUGUUUUUUUAAUUUAUUUAUGCAUGCAUUUAUACAUGCACAGACAUUUUGGGGGGCAGGGGCUCAACUGAGAAAAAGGGCACUUCUCAUAAUUAUUUAUUUAAAACAACAAUUUGAAUAUAGUAGAACAUCUUUGACUAACUUAACAAUUUAUUUUAUUACCCUUACACUCACACAAUUGUUUAAUACUCAACAGUUCACACAGAGACAAUGGUCUUCUUUGGUAUUCACUAGGUUUAUCACAAGAGCAACAACAAAGGAAACAACGAUGCAUCUUGAAGUAUUUCAAUGUAUCACAUCCACAAUUUCCUAUAUUACUCCACUUUAUAUUAGUUUAAAAAAUCUGUUAAACCUGAACUCUGUUUUUAUUUAGAAAGUGCUUUAAAAAGUAUUAUCAUCAAUGAAUCAAUCAAAUUUUAUUUGUAUAGCCCAUAUUCACAAAUCACAAUUU
This is a messenger RNA of Hippoglossus stenolepis (Pacific halibut), 3152 nucleotides long. RefSeq names its product serine incorporator 1 (gene serinc3). Bases 350 to 1789 code for a protein of 479 amino acids. The transcript is spliced from 10 exons. NCBI's taxonomy places the organism in Eukaryota, Metazoa, Chordata, Actinopteri, Pleuronectiformes, Pleuronectidae. The record is from RefSeq and is a predicted model, not a curated record. Gene Ontology annotation, cellular component: membrane.